Molecule: messenger RNA, 683 nt
Organism: Vicia villosa (hairy vetch)
Lineage: Eukaryota; Viridiplantae; Streptophyta; Magnoliopsida; Fabales; Fabaceae
Product: heavy metal-associated isoprenylated plant protein 28
Exons: 2
Coding region: 110-520 (136 amino acids)
Molecular function (GO): metal ion binding
Source: RefSeq, a predicted model, not a curated record
UCUGAUCUCAUCAUGAUCCUUAUCCUGAACAAAAAAUUUAUAUAAGGCUUGGAAAGACACAUUGAAUGGUAAGAAGAUAGUGUGUGAGUUAAAGCACUUAAUUGUGAGAAUGUCCAACAUGCAAAUUGUCCCAGCUUACAAGAAUAUUGUGGAGGCACAGUAUGUUGAAAUGAGAGUACCUUUGUAUUCUUAUGGCUGUGAGAAGAAAAUAAAGAAAAGCUUAUCAAGUCUCAAAGGCAUAUACUCAAUAAAUGUAGAUCAUUGUCAACAAAAGGUGACGGUUUGGGGAAUUUGCAACAAAUUUGAUGUGUUACAAACAGUUAGAAGCAAGAGAAAAGAUGCUUGUUUUUGGAACCAAGAAGACAAUGUUGUAUUAGAAAAUUCACAAACACAAUCCUCACCAACUCCAUUACCAACUUUUCCUCACAAAGACUUUAAGCCUUCUUUAUCUUUAACUAGGGUUAGGUCUUUGAGUUUGAAGGCAUGGAAAAAAGUCUUCACUAGAUCUUAUUCUUUCUAAAAGGAAAAUGUGAAUUAGAGAAUGAGAGCAACAAUAGUUAAAUAUGUUGUCUCUAUAAAUUUUAUAAAAAUUAAAAACAUAUUUAGUCUUUUUAAAUAGUUAAGCAUCUUUUUAAAGUUUAAGUGUAAAAUUUGUAAUGGUUGUAUUGGAUAUAUUUUCUUGU